Messenger RNA from Cinara cedri, 10311 nucleotides. The record is from the annotation of a GenBank genome assembly. Lineage: Eukaryota; Metazoa; Arthropoda; Insecta; Hemiptera; Aphididae.
UUCAAGUGUUAACAGUCAACUACCUAUUCUUUAUUUUUUUUUUCUCUACAAAACUAAAAAAAUUACAAUUUUACUGAUCUCUUCAAUGUGUCCUUAAAAGUAAUAAACGUCAACUCUAAUGCGAAUACAGUCUAUUGGUUAACCUUAUGAACAAUUUAGAAUUUAUAAUGAAUACAGGGAUGGACACAUCAAAUGAAGAAACACAGACAGUUUGUCCCAAUAGGUAUCUAUUAUUACCUUUGCUGUCUUAUUACGUUCUUAUUUUCUAACUAUUUUAUUAUUAAUAGUUCAAUAUAUGUAAUAUCAACUAGGUAUCGAUUUGUUUUUGUAUACUUAUAUAUCAAUGCUUAUUAGUUAUUAGUAAAUAUUAGACAUCAAAGAAUUAGUAAAUAAACAUAAAUAACAAAAUAUUUAUUUGUUUUAUUGACAUUUUGUUUAAUUAAUCAUUACAAAUUAUUCAACUGCAUAAAACCCAUCAUUUAAUAUACAUUUUAAAAUUUAUUAUUUUAUUAUUUAGGCAUUAAUAAAUUAUCAGUUUAGGAAAUUAUUUAAUAGUUUUCUAAAAAAAAGUUAUAAAUCUAUUUAUUCAAUAAGUUUAUUAAAAAUACAAUAUUAUUUCUAAAUAAUUUGUUUAUUCAUAAUUUUUAGAUAUCUAGGUCAAAAUAUCGGGACUGCAUUGACAUCUAAAUUUGUUGUGUUUAAACGAAAAAAAGAAUCUUACUCAAACGACAUGGAAUUGUAUGUAUUUAAGUUUAUUACCAAAAUUACCUUUAGCAUUUUAAAGUUUAAUUUACAUACCUAAUAACUCAUAAACCACAAUAAAAUACUCAAAUUAUUAUGUAGUUAUAUAAUUAUAAAUUAUAUUCAAUUUCAGAGAUACUAAUACUACUGAUAUAACACUUAUAGUAAAUAAUCAAAAAAUAAGUGUCCAUAAAAAUAUAUUGGCUUCAAAUAGUGACUAUUUUGACAGGAUGUUUACUAGUAGUUUUAAGGAACGCAACCAAGAUAAAAUUGAAAUCAAUAUUAUGGACGUUAGCUAUGAAACUUUAAGUACACUUAUUGGAUUUUUUUAUACUUCAUCACUAACCAUUACAGAACACAAUGUACAGGUAAUUACUAUUUUGCAAUUUAAAAUUGUUAUGUUUACCUAUCUACAUUUUAAAUUUAAUUAUGUUUUUAUUUAAUAAGGUUUUUUAACAUAAAUUGAUUUUUAUUUCAGGAUUUAUUAAUUGGUUCCAAUAUAUUUUUAUUGGAUGAUGUCCGAGAAGCUUGUGUAAAUUACUUAAAAAGCAUGAUUGAUAUUGAAAAUUGCAUCAAUAUGAAAGAUUUUGCCAAUACACUAGGUUUAAAUGAUCUCUAUGCAUUAUGCUUGAUGUAUAUAGUUAAUAAUUUCAGGUAAUGUUUACAUUUGAGUAUCUUAUUUACUUAAAAAAUUGUCAAUUGGCUAUAAUAAAAUAAAUAAAUAAAUAUUUAAAUUAUAGAAUAUAAUUAUAUUGAAAAUAUUAGCACUUUAACUAAUAUGGUACCAAUUUCGAUUACCGUUCCAUCUGCCUAAUUUGUAACACUAUUUUCUGGAGGAGAACAUUCCCUACAAAAGAAAUUUAGUGUCCAGUCUUUGACUACCGUUUGACAGGCACAGGUUUGGUUGGAAUGUCCUGGGGUAUUCAUUUGCUCUGUUUGAAAGUCUAUGAUGGCAACAAAAUCCGAUUGCUAUUAAAAAUUGUUAGUACUUUUCAGUAUUAUAAUAAUCAAUUUUACUCCAAACAUAAAUUUAUGCAUAGCAUGAGAAAUUGAGUUGUUUGAUUGAAUUGUUUAGUUUCAAUGUUAUUUAGUCCAAUUUCAAUUCUUCAAAAAUUUUUAUAUUAGAAAUGCAUUUUUAAUUCUCAUUCUAUACACUGUACUUAUUUAUAUUGUGAUUGAUGAUGAUUCAAUAAAUAAAAUAAUAAUUAAUAGAUGUCUGAUAUUUUUUAUUUUAUUUAUUGAGAUAUUGUGGGUGUAUUUUCAAACUCAGAGUCAGGUAGUAGUUGAAAGAUUGAACUUGAUAAUUUUAUAAGUAUGUUUAUUUUAAUUGAAAAAUAUUGAAACAUUUUUUUUUAAUUAAUUUAGAAUAUUGUCUAACACAAAGGUGUUUGUAAAUGAUAGUAGUAAGACUCGUCUCAAAAGAUCUUCUCAGUAGCCGGUAUAUAUACCCUGGACCUCCAAGCUAGAUAUUCUUAGUCCAUGCUUUUCGACAAUAACAUGUUGUUGCGUAAUUAGAUGAUUAUCUUGCCCAUGCAUCCAGAUCUCUGUAGAAUACGCGCAUAAGUAUUUCCAUCAGGCCUAAUUCAUGUGUUAAUUACAUUAAUAAACAAUUCUCAUUAUAGUCAUUUGUAUUACUGUGUGGUUUCUUUGUACUUUAUUCGAGGGUUAUUCUACAAUACCUGAGACUUGUCUCGGUGUUAGGAAGAUUUAUGGAUUCGGCCUGGUUGGUGAAAUGUAAAUUUGGCAUGUAAGAUAAUUAUACCUGUCUAAUUUGACCCGUGGUAUAAAUCAACUAGGCAUUACUGUACUACAGGCCUAUACCCUAUGCUAUGUAAUAUUUAAUAUAUUAAAUAUUAUAUGAUCGGAAAGCGAGCUAACGCCCGUAACAGAGGCUUUUGAAAUCAUGAUAUAAGCAUGUAUAGUUUUAAUCUGAUAACUUGUUAAAUCUGUGUUUUUUAUUGACAAAUAAUAAGUUAUAAUACUGAAAAAGUUAUUUGUUUGUAUUUAUUGAAUAUUAUAAAGUAUACAAAGAUUUGGCACAUUGUGGUUACCACCAAUAAAACUAUAAUUCGAUAAACUGAUUUAUUUAUUUAAGUUUUAUAUGUAGAUAUAUUUACUUGAGUUAUUUAGAUAAUAAUGUUAACAUAAUUGAUUAUUUUUAGACUCAUAGCUAAUACUCAAGAGUUUUUGACAAUUACUUAUGAAGAAAUAAUGUUAUUAAUCAAGAAUGAUGAUUUAUUUGCAAAAGAAGAAAUGGUAUAGUUUUUGUAAUUAAUCAUUAUAAAUAUAAUACUUUUAUUUUAUUUUAUUUAUUAAAUGAUGGACUGAAACCAAAUUUACAAAAAUUUCAAAAUAAAAUACAUUAUGAUACAUAGUUAAGUGCAAUUAAAUGAAGAACAAAAAAAAAAAAAACGUUCAGUAUUAGCUUAAAAUUUAAAUCAAUAAUAGUAUCACAAAUAAAUAAACUGCAAAUGUAUAGUUUAAUACAAUAUAGAAAUAAAGUAAAUAAAUAUAUAAAUAAAAAAUAUGUAUAAAGAAAUAAAAUGUAUUAAUUAAUGAAUGCGUCACCUGGACUAUUAUAAGUUUAUAAUAAGACUGGUUUCAAAUUAAAAAUUCAUAAUCAAGUAUAUCACAGUCAAAAUCUAAAACGAGAUUGAAUAUAAAAAUUUAACUUUAGGAAUAAAUAGAAAAAAAUAAUUAUACAGAUUGGUUGUUUUACAUAGAAUAUAGAAAUAAUUUAUUUCAAUAGGACAGAUUAUUUAAAAUUAGUUAUUAUUACACAUAGAUGAGUUAAGAAAUAUAAAUUAUGUGGUUAUUAUUGAUUAUCUAAAAUGUAUUGAUAUAAGAUAUUAUUUUUAAAAUAUUAUUAAAAUUAUUUUUCUUUAUUUCAUUGUGUAUGUGUAAUUCAUCUGAAACUUAUAUUAUGAUUAUUUUCUAAUACAUAUUUAGUUAAAUUUAAAUUAGGAAUAGUCUUUUUUAAUUUUAUUUCAGAAAUGUGUUCUUUAUAUCUUAUUUUAAAAUUUCUAUUUGUCUUACCUAUAUAAAAUUCAUUACAGUUACAUUUAAUUUUAUAUAUACUAGCAUUUUUAAAAAAAGGGAGAUUUUUUGUGAAGUUUUUAGUUUUAUUGUUUUUAUGUUUAAUUAAAUUAUUAUUAGUCUUAAAUUAAACAAUUUUUACAUUAUUUGUAUUAUUAUUCAGAAUUUUAAAAAAUUAUUUUAUUUAACCUGUUUAGGUAUAUGAUGUAGUCAUGAAAUGGAUAAAGCAUGAACCAGUUACGAGAUCUAAAUAUUCUACAGAAUUAUUAUGGUAUGUACGUUUACCAUUAGUUUUAAACACUUAUCAAGGAAUCAUCAAGGUUCAUGAGUUUCAAGGUGCUAGAAUAAAUGGUCUUAGUUCUUUUAGAAUGGAACAUCGAAAACCAUUUAGAAAGGUCUGUACUUUGUAGCUUUUAAAUAAUUAUUAAUUAUUUUUAAUAUAAAAUUUAAAAAAGUAGAAAAACACAAUUUAAUAUAGAGUAUUACAAAAUACUCCAAAAAUAUUUUAAGUCAUUUAGGACCUUUCAUCAAAGUAUAUUAAAAACUGUAUUUGUGUUUUGAACUAAGUUUAUGAUUGGUUAGUUCUCAAUUGGUCAGUGAUCUUAUAAAUUCUGUUUAAAAAUAUUCGUUAAUGAGAACUCCUUUAGUUAUAAUAAAAAAAUUUAUAUUUAUAUAAAUUCAUACAACUUAGAAUAAGGUUAAACAAAACUAUUUCAUUAACAUUUAUGUAUGUUUAAAAUUAUCUUUACUUUUAAUUUCAAUAAUAUAUAAAUAUUUGUUGAAUUUGUAUUAUAAAAUGUGAUAUUAGUUAUCUUGUAAGAUCAUUUUCAAAACUAGAAUAGUUCAAUAUGCAAAUAAUAUUCAUGUUUAAAGAAUAUAAUAAAUCCAUUAAUUUAUAUUAUAUUAUUUUAUUAUAAGUAUUACUAUUAUCAUUGUAGGGUAUAUUACUACUCAGUCAUUUCCCGAUGAAAUCAUCUCCAGAAUGGUAUGAUGCUGCCUUAGAUCAAUGGCAGACUUGCAUUUGUGAAAAUUGUCAGUGUAAAAACUUUCAAAUAGUUUUAUCACCACCUAGAAAUUUAUGUACAUGUUAUUUACUUAAUGAUGGCCGUUUAUUUGCUGUUGGUGGUUAUGAUUAUGGUAAAGGAAUGAGAUUAGCAAAUAUAUUCGACUCAAAGACAAAUGAAUGGUCUUGUUUAGCAGACAUGCAUUUUGAACGUGUCAAACCAUAUAUUGUGCAACUAGGAUUAAAAGUAUUCGUGGUAAAAUUUUUCAUAAAUUAUUAUUAAAAUAUAAAAUUAUAAUAAUUUUUAAAUUUGUGCUUUUUUUAUGAAUUUAAAUCAUUACAAAGGUUUUGUUUAGUUUUUUUUUUUUUUUACAUCAUUUUGACAACUUUUUAUUUUAACAUUAAAUAGAUGAAACUAUUAUAAUACUAAUUUUUUACUAUAUUUUAUUAUUUAGUAUUAUAUGGAUUAAUUGUAUAUUAUUUAUACAUUUAAUUUAUAAUGUUGAUAUCAUUACAUAAAAAUCAAAAAUGCUGUUAAGUGAAACCUUUAUCAUGAUAUUUAUAUUUAAUCAUUAUUAAAUUUCAAUGAACAAAGUUUUUUUAUUUUUAUUUUAAUUCUAUCAACAUAAAUUAUAAAUUUUUCUUAAUCUUUAUAAGUAAUACUGAAUUCGAGAAGUAUACUUAAAUUGUAUUUGUAAAUUAAAUUAAAAUGCAUAGAUUUCUUUUGACAAACUUACAUUUUUUUUUUUUGUCUUAUCACUAUCUUUAUUGUUAAACAACUAUAUGCAAAAGAUUCCUCUUUACCAAUUUCAUUAAUAUUUUUGUGUCAUUCAAUUUUAAAUAGUGCUUAUAUUUAUUUAGAUUGGUGGUUGUGCUGCUGAUAGACCAUCAUAUUUCAAUACUGUGGAAUACUUUGAUUUAAAAAAAAAGCGAUGGUUUGCUAUCAAAAACAAAGAAAAAGGGAUUUCUUCAUUAAGAAAUGAUACUUUUGUAACCUGUGUCAAUGGAUUAAUAUAUAUUGUAAGUUUUAUUUUUUUUGUAUAUUAGAUGUUUAUUUUAGAUUUUGAACAGAUUAAGGAUUGUACUGGUUUUACAAUAAUGUUUAUUUUUUUAUUUUAUUUUCUGUGAACAAGUUUUCUAUUAACAAUUUUGCUCUGAUUUUCACAUGCCACACUUUUUCUGCGGGGAAAUCUGACUAUGGUGGUAUUUUAGGGAAAUCAUUUUUUGAUUUACCCAGGGGUUUUCAUAAAAAAAAAAAAAAUGGGAAAAUUUACAAAAUGUAUUAUUUUCAAAUUGUAAAUAUUAUGGCUUUUCAAAACAUAUAUAACUAAUCUCCACUCAGAAUUGGUUUUUAUUAGCAAUGAUUGAUCGUUACAUACAGAUAUACAUUUAACCUUCCCAACAUUGAUCUACAACAGUGACCCACCCAUUGUGCAAAGUAUGUCCAUUUGUUUUUAUAUUUUAUUUUCAAAUACAACAAGUAUUUUAAAAUAAAUAAUAUACCAUUAUUUCAGUAUUAUUUAAAUUUUGUUUACAAAACAAGUGAAAUUUAAUUCCAAUAGAAACUUUAUCUAAUACAACUAUUUACUAAUCCCAAAACGUUUAAUAAAAAUUAAGAUAUCUGAAUAACUUAUUGUUUGGUCUUUCUUGAUUAGAGAACUUCAUAAAAAUUGUAUCUGGACAGUUGAAUUACUAUUUGAUUUAUUAAAUUUAGUAAACUCAAAUUUUAAUUUUAAAUUACAAUUUUUUAAAGUGACUAUCAAUAUUCUACAAUUUUGGUUGGCAAUUAGUAAAUAGCGGUUAUUGCAUGGUAACAAACUUCUGACUUAAAAAAUCCAUAAAAUGUUUUGUCUAUUCUUUCAAAAAACAUAAUUAAACUAUAAUAUUUAAACAAUAUUCUCUAUUUUUGUAUUUAUUAUCCAAUUUGUUUUAUAUUAAUAACCAUCUUAUUUAUCUUCAAACUGGUCCAAUAAAUUAUAAGUAUAUAAAUAUUCAUAAAAACAAUUGUUUAUGUUACCACUUAUAUUAUUAUUUUAUAACAAUAGUUUUCAAAAAUAAAGAUUAUUGUGACAAAAUAUUUAAGUAUGUUUGGAUGAAUCUACUUGUGUAAACAAGCCAUUUCUCAUGUGAAAAAAUUUCAGAUCGCAUUUUAUACUAGACAAUCUUCACCAUUUUCUGAAUGGUGAACAUAUGUAAUUUUUAUGUGGAAAUUGAAAUAAUUAUUGACAAUAUCCAACAAAAAAAAAAUCUCAUAAUUAUUAAUUUUUUUUUUUUACUUUGUAAUACUUACUAAAUACUAAAUUAUUCUACCUUUAAUAAAAAAAAUAUUUAAAAAUGUCUUAAUUAAAUAGCACUUUUAAAAAAAAUAAUAUAAUGGUUGUACAAUUGUACAUAUUGGUCUGAAAAAAAUAAUUUGAUCCAGUAGAGUUCAAAAAGAAGGCAACCCCUGUUCUAAAUUAGUAAAUGUUUUUAAAGUGAAAUCUAAUAAUUUAAGUAUUAUAAAUAAUUGAUUAAAAUAUGGUUACUAUAGGAGUUAAAUAUAGCUUUUAUUUUAUUUUAUUUGGAUAUGGUUAAAUGUCUACAGAUUUCAAUAUUUCUGAAAUUCUAAAUCAUAAUACAUUAAUUGUUAAUUUUAAUUUAUACUAUUAAUUUAGAUUGGACCACAUGGAUCGGGAUAUUACAAUCCUUCAAAUAAUACAUGGGAUUCCAUUGCCCAAAUUCCUAUGAUAAUGGAAGGUGCUGCUAUAUGCACAUUAAAUAACAGUAUUUAUGUUAUUGGUGGAAAUUGUAAAAACAAUUAUUUGAAAAGUGUAUGGGCAUAUUGUACAGAAACCAAAGUAUGGGUAUCCAUUGCUGAUAUGAACUAUCCUAGAUCAUAUUCUGGUAAAAUAAUAAUUAUAAAUAUACCUAUGAACUAAUUAUAAUUGUUAAUAUUUGUUAUAGGUGCUGUAGUAAUGAAUGGUUUUAUUUAUGUAUUUGGAGGAAACACUAAUGAAAGAUCCUAUUUAAAUACAUUUGAAAUAUAUAAUCCUCAUGAAAAUAAAUGGAUUCUUUCAAAUGCCUUAAUGAAUAAUGCUCGUAGUUAUAUUGAUGCAAUUGUUGUAGAAAAAGGUUGUAUCUUGUUUAAAAGAGUAUUUGAAGAUGCAACUAAUAAUAUUAUACAUUAAAAAGUAACAUUAGAUUUGAAAGUCUAGUUAAUACACACAGUCUGGAGGAAGACAAGUGGGUACCCUGGGGGUCAUUGAAUUUAUGAAAAAAAGCCAAGAAUAUAAUUAGGAUGGUAAUAAAGAAUAUAACUAACAAUACUACUACACAUUUGUUAAUUAAAAAUGAAAAAUGAAGUAAACAUAAAAAAUGUAUAUUAAAUAAUUAAAUAUGAAGCAGAAAAGUAGCCUGAUGUAUUAUUGGAUGUUUUAUUAACACUGGCUUUGAUUUUAAAAAUUACCACUAGAUACUUAAACAAUUAAUUAAAAAUAUAAAAACAAAAUGAGAUAUACAUAGAAAAUAUAAUAUUUUUUACAAAGACUAAAUUUAUUUUAAUAAAAGAGACUAUCAAAAUGUCAUGUAAAGUGAUGAAGCUAAUCAGCGAUUAUUUUGACAGUUAAUUAGAAAAAAUGUUGUCGGUUAGGCCAUAGUAAAAACAGCCCUAACAUGUUUUAUUUGUUAUCACAAAUAUUAUUUUUUAAAUCAGUUAAAAAUUAUUUUAGAGAACUUAAGUUUUCACAAAAUCCAAUAUAAGUAUUUUGUAGAUAUGGUAAAAUGUUCAAAACAUUCAAGCUAUUUUUAGGCUAUUUAUAGUUAUUUGAUAUUUUUAUAUAUUUUUUUAUUUGGUAUGUAUCUGUUAAUAAAAUUAUAUGACUUAAGAGAAAUGCUUUAAAAUUUAAUACAAGGUACAUUGUGUUAUAUUUAGUGGUCGAAAAAUCAAAUUUGAGUUUAAUGCAUUAGUUUUUUCCAUAAGCAUGUUUUAAGAUCAAAUUUUGAUGAAAAUUAUAAAAAUUACGGCAUUUCAAAAUAUGUCUUACCGAACUGCUCCAAAUUGUUUUUUUGUUUCAAUUUUUUAUUGUUCAUACAGAUAUAAAUUAAAUCAUUUUUUUGUAUUCUACUUUUCCAACUUCCCACUUACAACAAUGGCUGCACCUCUCCCCAGUAGCAGUUCUUUUUUUCAAUUUAUUUCAAAAUCUGUUGCAUUUAUCAUAAAAAUGUAUUGAAUACUGAUUAUUAAACAGACAAAUGUUACAAACAUACACAAUUUUUGUAAAUAUAUUAUAUUUCAAGAAAAUUAUAAUUUAUUUGGUUAAAUUGACUUUAUAUCUAAUAUAAUAUGUUUAAUUGUUACAAUUAAAUUUAUGUUGUGGUAAAUAAUACCUAAAUUUGUUUGGUUCAAAAUUUGUCUAUGUAGUUUAAUUUUAUAUUUUAUUAUAUCUUCCAACAGCAAAUAUAUUAAAAUAACUAUAAAAAAAAAAGUCAAUUUGGCCAAAUAAAUGAAAAAUUAAUAAUUUAUCAAUUUUCUUGAAAUGUAAUGUACUUAAAAAAAACUGUAAAAUCUUUAUUUAUAGAUAUUUAUAUGUUUGAUAAUAAAUAUUCAAGAGUCAAUACACAAUAUUGUGAUAUGCAAUAGAUUUUUAAAUAAAUGAAAAAUUAAGAAAACUACCCCUUUGAUAGCUUUUUAAGCCUCUUGUAACAAACUCUUCUUAUCAUGGUUUAAUUUAAGUCACAUUUAUUUCUUUUAUCAAGUAUCAAAAUGGAGGAAAAAAUUACAUGUUUUAUUUUUUUAUCUAUAAGGACCACUUACAGCUCUCCCCAUACAGAAAUCAUGUAAAUUAUGUAUUAGGUAUUCAAUAAAUCUUACAUUAUUAUUUAUACUGAAAUCAAUACUAAAAUUUUUUUUUUUUCUAAAAUACCUUCCAAAAUUUGAAUUAGAAGUUUUCUUACAUUUCAUUUCAGAGAUAAACUCUUCUUUCUUUAGAUCUAAUUUUAAAUUUCCCUUAUUUUCCAGCAAUAUAAAUAUAAUACAUAUUAAAAUUAAUUUAAGUUUAUAUAAAGUGUCCAGCAAUAUUAAUAUAAUACAUAUUAAAAUUAAUUUAAGUUUAAUAUGGCUUUUUUUUUUAUUUUCAAAUAAUGAUUUAAUGUUCCACUCUGGUGACAGAAUUCUACUGUUCACAAGUGUUUUUUUAUUUGUACUUUAAACUACGACUAUUUAUAAUACGUAAAUUAUUUAAUUUAUUUAUAGAUUAUUUUGUUUUUAAUUUGGAUAGAGGAGGCAAUAUUGGCCUAUUUAUGAUUGAUUAUAUUUCAGUAUAGGUCAAUUUUCAUGAUCGCAAAAAUCAUAUUAAUGACCUAUUUGUAUCUCUUAUGUAUAAGAGAUACAGUAGGUAUAACUGUAGGAUAUGUUUGUCUAUUAAAAGAUUCAUCUUAAAUUAUCAAAGUUACAUAGUUGUUUUUGUGAUUUUAAUACUUAAGAAGCUAUUUUAUGCAGUUCCUACUUUAUUUAAAAUAUUGACUAUUGUAUACUUAUGGAUUAUGAUUAGUAU